This is a messenger RNA of Cucurbita moschata (crookneck pumpkin), 1404 nucleotides long. Its product is annotated as probable membrane-associated kinase regulator 4. Lineage: Eukaryota; Viridiplantae; Streptophyta; Magnoliopsida; Cucurbitales; Cucurbitaceae. The coding region runs from base 90 to 1172 and encodes 360 amino acids. The record is from RefSeq and is a predicted model, not a curated record. Gene Ontology annotation, molecular function: kinase inhibitor activity. The transcript has a single exon. Gene Ontology annotation, cellular component: plasma membrane.
UCGACAAUCUCUCACUUCUGGUCUGCCCUCUCUCUCUCUCUCCGCCGCCGCAAACAUCCACUCCACCCUCUCUCCGUCGUCAUAUCGCCAUGGCCACCACCGAAGCUCCAUUCACCACCGCUCCUGCAGAAGAAGACUACAUUGACAUGGAACUCACCUCUUCCCCUUCUUCCAACUCAUUCAGCUAUUCCAUUAGAUCCCCACCGCCGGCGAGAGAUUUCGAGUUCCAAAUCCAAAUGACAUCAUUUUCCGGUGAAACAGAGCAGACAACUUCACCAGCCGACGAUCUCUUCUACAAAGGAAAAUUACUUCCACUCCACCUCCCUCCCCGUUUACAAAUGGUUCAAAACCUCCUCCAUAGCCCCAACUCCCAUAACCCAUCAACAAAAAACAAAUCUUUCCCAGAAAAUUUUCAGAUUCCUUUCAUCGCCAUUAAAGCUCCACCUCACGAGUCCUGCAAUUUCUCACCCACUGAGUCAUCCAGAGCGAGUUGCGAGCUGAACCCAGAUGAGUAUUUGUUGAGAUUUAGAGGAGAAAUUAAGGAUUUUGUUGGAAACCCACCAAGAAAAUCAUGGUCGAACAAAGUUAAGCAAUUGAAACAAUCCUCACAGGCUUAUUUCAAGGCAUUGUUUGGGAAAUCUCCUUGUUCUACUAAAUCCUUGUUCAAUGAAGAAACAGAGUGCGGUUUCAAGAACAGGGUAAGCUCAGGGAAGUUCAUUAACAAAACCCCUUUUGGUAGAAUCGAUUACAACAAAUGGAAGAUUCAAACUACUUUCAUAGAGAAGGAAAAAACAGAGGAAUUUUCUGGUAGCUCUUUGAACAUGAACAACAAUCACAGAAGGUCGUUUUCAGGGGCCAUUCAGACAGCAUCUUCUUCGUGUUCUUCGUGUUCUUUGUGUUCUUCGUGUUCUUCGUGUUCUUGUUCUUGUUCAAGCUCAUCUUCAGGUUCUUCAUCUCUGUCAUCAUCAUUUUCGUUUAAGAGAAGCAACAGUGCAAAUUCAGAGAUAGAGAGGUCCAUAGAAGGGGCAAUCGCUCACUGUAAACAGUCCCAAAAGGUGUUGGAUAAUUCAAGGAAAAGGGAAGCUGAAUCUUCACCAGAAACGUGUUGUGUUUCUGUUUCUAAGGUUUUGCCUUGUGGGAAUCAGAAAAGUUAUGAACUUUGCAGGAUUUGAUGAAUGGAUACUCUGUUCUUGUUCUUCAAUGGAGGGUCUGCUGAGUUUGAUUGUACAUUUGAAGUAGCUGAGAAAGAUGAAGAGAAGCUUAACAAUGGAGAUUCAGAUUCAGGAGGAUGACGAAGAAGAUGAAGAAGAAAGUUGUUCUAAAUCAUUCGAUGUGGGAAAAUUGUAUAGUUGUUUGAGUUGCAUCAAACAGCUCUUGUUUUGAUUACUUUUCAAAUGUUUUAUU